Microthlaspi erraticum is the source of this 1323-nucleotide messenger RNA. The record is from the annotation of a GenBank genome assembly. Lineage: Eukaryota; Viridiplantae; Streptophyta; Magnoliopsida; Brassicales; Brassicaceae.
AUGGCGUCGUCUUCUAACGCAACGAUCCAAUCCUUAGGCUCUCUCAACAAAGAAUCCUUCGUUUCUCUUCUAUCGAAACUGAUCGGCGAAUCAAAGUUCGUCCAGAAUAACCCACCGGAGCUCAUCCCGCAAGAGGAUCGAAUCGUGAACCACGUCCUCGAUUCCCUCCGUCCUUACAGCACAGAAACUGGCGGUGGUCCUCUGCUGAUCAAUCAUGUGGCGUAUCACUCCGGAAGAGGGAAUCUCAUCGUCGAGUACCCAGGGACAGUCCCCGGAAAGAUCUUGUCUUUCGUCGGAAUGCAUAUGGACGUCGUCACCGCGAAUCCCGAUGACUGGGAGUUUGAUCCUUUCUCGUUAAGCAUCGAUGGUGAUAAGCUUCGAGGUCGUGGGACUACAGAUUGUCUAGGUCACGUUGCUCUUGUGACGGAACUCAUGAAGAGACUCGGGGAGACUAAACCGGCGUUGAGAUCAACGGUGGUGGCGGUUUUCAUCGCCAGCGAAGAGAACUCUUCCAUUCCAGGUGUUGGUGUGGACAUGCUGGUCAAAGACAAACUUCUUGAUAAGCUCAAAUCCGGACCUUUGUUUUGGAUUGAUACUGCCGAUAAGCAGCCUUGUAUUGGAACCGGCGGUAUGAUUCCGUGGAAGCUUCAGUUUACCGGGAAGCUUUUCCACAGCGGUUUAGCUCACAAGGCGAUUAACGCGAUGGAGUUGGGAAUGGAAGGGCUUAAGGAAAUCCAAUCACGGUUUUACAGAGACUUUCCAGCUCACCCACAAGAGAAAGUUUAUGGCUUUGCAACACCAUCCACCAUGAAGCCAACACAAUGGAGCUAUCCUGGAGGAGGAAUCAACCAAAUCCCUGGAGAAUGUACCGUUUCCGGUGAUGUCAGGUUAACUCCUUUCUAUGACGUGAAGGAAGUGAUGAGGAAGCUUCAAGAGUAUGUAGACGACAUCAACACUAACAUAGAGAAGCUCCCAACCUCCGGUCCUGUUUCGAAAUACGUCUUACCUGAUGAGAACUUAAGGGGAAGGCUCACGUUAAGCUUUGAUGAAGCAGCAGCUGGAGUUGCGUGUAAUCUUGAUUCCCGCGGCUUUCACGUUCUAUGCGAAGCAACCAAAGAAGUUGUCGGGCACGUGAAGCCUUACUCCAUCACCGGUACUUUGCCUCUAAUCCGAGACCUCCAGGAUGAAGGUUUCGAUGUGCAAACUUCAGGAUACGGUCUCAUGGCUACAUAUCAUGCAAAGAACGAGUACUGCCUUCUCACAGACAUGUGCCAAGGCUAUGAUGUCUUCGUUAGGAUCAUUUCUAAACUUGAACAAGACUAG